Molecule: messenger RNA, 3923 nt
Organism: Echinops telfairi (small Madagascar hedgehog)
Lineage: Eukaryota; Metazoa; Chordata; Mammalia; Afrosoricida; Tenrecidae
Gene: EGR3
Product: early growth response 3
Exons: 2
Coding region: 106-1269 (387 amino acids)
Biological process (GO): regulation of transcription by RNA polymerase II
Molecular function (GO): RNA polymerase II cis-regulatory region sequence-specific DNA binding; DNA-binding transcription factor activity, RNA polymerase II-specific
Source: RefSeq, a predicted model, not a curated record
GCUUUUCCCCUGCACCACCGACCGCCUCUCGGAUGCCGCUCGCCUGGGAGCUGCGCUAGGAGCCCGCAGCAGCGGUGGCGGCGGCGGCGGCGGCUCGAGAGUGCUAUGACCGGCAAACUCGCCGAGAAGCUGCCGGUGACCAUGAGCAGUUUGCUAAACCAACUGCCUGACAAUCUGUAUCCGGAGGAGAUCCCCAGCGCCCUCAACCUCUUCUCAGGCAGCAGCGACUCGGUGGCCCAUUACAAUCAGAUGGCUACAGAGAAUGUGAUGGACAUCGGUCUGCCCAACGAGAAGCCCAACCCGGAACUCUCUUACUCGGCCUCCUUCCAGCCAGCCCCCGGCAACAAGACCGUGACCUACUUGGGAAAGUUCGCCUUCGACUCCCCUUCUAACUGGUGCCAGGACAAUAUCAUUAGCCUCAUGAGCGCCGGCAUCUUGGGGGUGCCCCCCGCCUCGGGGACGCUAAGCACGCAGACGUCUACGGCCAGCAUGGUGCAGCCACCGCAGGGCGACGUGGAGGCCAUGUAUCCGGCGCUGCCCCCCUACUCCAACUGCAGCGAUCUCUACUCGGAGCCCGUGUCUUUCCACGACCCCCAGGGCAACCCAGGGCUCGCCUAUUCCCCCCAGGAUUACCAAUCGGCCAAGCCGGCCUUGGACAGCAACCUUUUCCCCAUGAUUCCUGACUACAACCUGUACCACCAUCCCAGCGACAUGGGCUCCAUUCCAGAACACAAGCCCUUCCAGGGCAUGGACCCUAUCCGGGUCAACCCGCCCCCUAUUACCCCCUUGGAGACCAUCAAGGCUUUCAAAGACAAGCAGAUCCACCCGGGCUUCGGCAGCCUGCCCCAGCCACCGCUCACACUCAAACCCAUCAGGCCACGCAAGUAUCCCAACCGGCCUAGCAAGACCCCGCUCCACGAGCGACCCCACGCGUGCCCAGCGGAGGGCUGCGACCGGCGCUUCAGCCGCUCGGACGAGCUGACCCGGCACCUGCGCAUUCACACCGGCCACAAGCCCUUCCAAUGCCGGAUCUGCAUGCGGAGCUUCAGCCGCAGCGACCACCUCACCACUCACAUCCGCACGCACACGGGCGAAAAGCCCUUCGCCUGCGAAUUCUGCGGGCGCAAGUUUGCGCGUAGCGACGAGCGCAAACGCCACGCCAAGAUCCACCUCAAGCAAAAGGAGAAGAAGGCCGAAAAGGGGGGAGCGCCCUCUGCAUCCUCGGCACCCCCAGUGUCCCUGGUCCCUGUGGUCACUACCUGCGCCUGAGCCUCGGGCCCCCAGAUUCCCACUUUUUCCCUCCAGUGCCUCCCGGCUGUUCAUCUGACAGCAGUGGGAAAGCCGGCCACGGAGGCGCAGGGGCCGCGCCCUGGCCUCUCCAUGGACGUGCGGUCCCUUGCUUCUCUUCGAUGCCCCGUUCCCACCUUUUCACACCGGCCAACGGUCAGGGCCCGGGGCAAGAGGCGUCUUUCCUUAGCUGCCCCCUUAGCCAAGGCUUUGGGGGCGGAAAGGGGGCGUCUAGCCUGCUUUGUUCAGUUCGGAUCGCCUUGAUCCAGGGGCCCUUUGGGCCGCGCCAAGGACCUGAAGGGAACUGAGGGUGGGGCCGGUCCACCCCUCGCCGGACCCAAGCACCUCACUCUCCCCCUAGUCUCCCUCUGUUCCCCCAGGAAGACCAGAGGAGAGGUGGGUUGGGGUAAAGAGCGCACCAAAGCGCAGAGCUUGCUGCCCGCCGCACGCACGCGCGUCUGCGUACAGGGUUGCGCGCGAGUGUGUACGUGCUCGUGUGUGUGUGUGUGUGUGUGUGUGUGUGUGUGUGUGUAUGCGCGCGCGCGCGCGCGCGUGUGCGCGUGUGAGACUCUUGAGCUGAACUGGCCUGUGUCCACCCCAAACUCUUCCCCACAUUGGGUCCCCAAGCCGCUAGGGUCUGUCCCAGGCUGGGCGCCUGCACGUGGCAGGACGAGAUGGUCUUCCAUCUGCUCGGAAAUCAUGUUUCUUACAGAAAUGCCUCGGAUGCCGCCGCCACCGCGGUGCUGCUGCCGCCGCCGCCGCUUCUGGUUUGGCCCCUCAGAACCCCUCUUUUCCGAGUGCUUCCGUCUUAGGCCUCAGGGCAGUUUGUCUGAUCUUCGGGGAGAAGGAGCAGCCAUCAUUGAGCCUGCCUUUAAAAAUGUAUUUCUUCAGCCCCACUUUAAAAAACAAAAAAUCUGUAUUUCAGAGUUUGCCCUCGCUCAUCUCCCCUCUCCCCUCCCCACCUCUUCCCUCCCUUGUUCUCCCUUCUCCCAUCGCUCAAUCUUUCCCUGAAAGGCAGGCCUCAACCAGCCACCCCAUUUCACCCGCUGUUUGUUUCCUCACUCCUAGACCGGUUCUCCUUCCCAACCUGGAUGGGAGAGCUGGCUCUGUUUUGCCAUUUGUCAGACAGAAUUCAAAUAUACAUAUGGUGUGUGUGUGUGUGCGCGUGUGUGUAUGUAUAUGCGUGUAUGUCCAUGCAUAUAUAUGACACAUAUACACAUAAUAUGUAUUCCUAGCAAAAUUAAAUUUCUAAGGUACUUGGCUGUCCAGUGCAGCGCACUGGAAUAAAGAGGAUUUGUAGGCAUAUACAGCUUUAAAUGAUUUAUUUUUUAUGAAAAACUUAACUGACAAGAUUGUAUCCCUGUGUGUAUGCGUGCAUAUGUGUGUAUUUAUAUAUAUAUACAUAUAUAGCUCCAAAUGUUCCUCGGCGUUAAGGAGAAUUUUGCAUUAUUCCAUGUUGAUGAAUGAGGCAUAUCUUUUCCAUAUUCCAGUCUCACCUUCUCCCUGCCCUACCUCACCUCUUCUCAGGCACCCUCCUCCCCAGCUGUCCUGUCCAGCCUUUCUCUGUGUAGGGGUGGCUCUUUUCAAGGAGAGUAUAGAGAAGGCUGCUCUUGGACACAGCUUCCAGCACAGUCUUGACUGAAUGUGCUGUUCCCUAUUUGCGUUAUUUCUCCUGUGGUCAGUAAGCUGCCCAGAGAGAAGGAACAAAGGUCUGGAGUUUACAGAAUGUCUGUUUUUAAAGUCACUUUAUGAGUUUCCCACUUUUUUUUUUAAGGGGAAAAAUUUUUUGGGGUGGUGGAUUAAAACUAAGAGGACUCUAAUGAAAGUAAAAUAAUAAUAAUUGAAGAGCAGGGGGUUGUGAAUUUCCAGGUACGUGGAGGACUUUGAAGGAAAGGGAAGGAGGUGAAGUAUGCCAGGAGGGCCUUUUUUUUUUCCCCCAGCUGAAGGGUAAAAAUCUUUCUUUGCAGAGACAGUAUUUUGCUGAAUACUUUUUAUAAUGUAAUGAUUAUUAAAAACAAAAAUUUGGUCACUUCAAAGCUGGAAGGAGGAAUCAAAUAUCCUUUAAUAUUUUUUCCUUGCUCCUUCUGGUAUAUGCAUGUCACUGCAUGAUAGCUCUGAGUUUUUCCUUUGUUUUAAUAAAACUGUUCUCAGACAUUUAAGCUAAACUAAGAGAAAAAUAACUGUUGCCAAAAGGUUGUGCUAUCCAGAUUUUUUAUAUGUCUGCAUGUUUAAAAAAACAGAACAAAAACAAAAUGCACUCUAACUUAUGUGAACUGAGAGGGGGAAAAAAUCAGGUUUUAAACAGGAAAACCUAUGGGGAAUGAUAUUUUUUGAAAGACUUUUGUAUAAAGUUGAGUACUUAGAAAAAGACAAACCAGAUGUAAUAUAUUUUGUGGAUGUUUUUAUUUCUUGGAUUUAUAGUACCUUAUACUAAGGUUUAAAAAAAAUGCUUGAUAUUGUGAAAAGGUGAAAUUCUUCACCAACAUUUCAUUUGCUCCUUUGUCACAUUGUUAUGCCGAUAUCAUAGUUCAUGAAAACAGCAUUUUUAAAAACUGAAAUAUUGAAAUGGUGUAAUGUUGUACCAUUUGCACUGUGAGCAAAUGCUAAUACAGUAAAUAUAUUGUGUUUGCUGACAA